This is a messenger RNA of Drosophila kikkawai, 675 nucleotides long. Its product is annotated as M-phase-specific PLK1-interacting protein. Lineage: Eukaryota; Metazoa; Arthropoda; Insecta; Diptera; Drosophilidae. The record is from RefSeq and is a predicted model, not a curated record.
AUGCGGACGGUCACUCUAUAUUGAAUUAAUGUGUUUACUUUGUAAUUUGUUUUGAAAAAAAUGCAAUUCCAUCAAGUUUAAACUACACCUUGAAAUGGGAACCCCGCGCAAGAACUUCAACAACUUUCCGCCCUUCAACCCGCGGGCGGGCCAGUAUCCGUCCCAAUCCGCAGACUACAGAUCGCAACAGUUUGGGGGACAACAGACGCAGCAGGGGAAUUUUGGUUUCUACGAGGACAAGCAAGGCUCCCAGAAGUCAGUGCAGAACACGCCGCACUUUUACCAGAACAAAUCCCCUCAGGAGCCACAGAGGCACCGGCCCUACGGGCAGGGUCGAGGAUUUGGACGCGGAGGAGGAGGCUUCAAUCGCAGGGGCCAACAGAACCGAGAGCAGGGUCAGAGAGGACAAUACCAGAACAGCAGAGAGAAUAACCAGAGCGGGAAUGCCUUCGGACAGUACUUUCACCCCUCCAUGCUGGAGGAUCCCUGGCGGGAUCUAAUGGAACGCCAUGAGGCCAUUCACGGACCCAGCACAAGCCAAACGCCAGCCAAGAAGGUGGAAGUUAACUAGAGCUGGCACCAACUCCGACUUGGUAGUUUUAAGGCGCUUACACAUCUUGUUAAGUGUACAAAACUCUAGUUAUUAAGACUUGAAUAAAUAACAGAUAAAAACGA